Messenger RNA from Leptinotarsa decemlineata (Colorado potato beetle), 771 nucleotides. It is a transcript of the gene Inos, whose product is annotated as Inositol-3-phosphate synthase. NCBI's taxonomy places the organism in Eukaryota, Metazoa, Arthropoda, Insecta, Coleoptera, Chrysomelidae. The record is from RefSeq and is a predicted model, not a curated record. Gene Ontology annotation, biological process: inositol biosynthetic process; phospholipid biosynthetic process. Gene Ontology annotation, molecular function: inositol-3-phosphate synthase activity.
AUGCUAGUCCAUGAUGAUUGGUACCAUUUAAUGCUGAAUGUUGUCAUUCAGUGCAUAUUUGCUAUCCUACUGGAAAAAAGACAAGGACAUCUAAGAGUUGUCAUUCUUUAUAUAUUAGGUGGAAUAACUGGUGUUUUGGGGGCAUCUUGUAUUCAUCCGGACCUCGUGAUUGGUGCUUCCGCUGGAGUUUACGCUCUUUUGAUAUCAAAUAUUGCGGACAUUGUACUGAAAACACGUGCCGACAACAUAUUGACUGGAACCUUACAACAACAAACGGACCAAAUAAAAAAGGAUAUCGCCGAGUUCAAAGAAUCGUCCAAGGUAGAAACAGUUAUUGUCCUCUGGACAGCAAACACUGAAUGCUUCUCCAACGUUCUAGAAGGGGUGAACGAUACAGCAGAAAAUUUAAAAUCGGCAAUCGCAUCGAACAACCCGGAAAUACCACCUUCGGUGUUAUUUGCGUAUGCCUCCAUCGCAAUGGGCUGCACUUACAUUAAUGGGUCCCCCCAAAAUACCUUCGUACCAGGACUUAUUGAUUACGCGGAAAAAGAAGGCGUCUUCAUCGCCGGUGAUGACUUCAAAUCAGGGCAGACAAAAAUCAAGAGCGUGCUCGUGGAUUUCUUGGUUGGAGCCGGUAUCAAACCAGUCAGUAUUGUGAGCUACAAUCAUCUUGGGAAUAACGAUGGAUUGAACUUGUCGGCUCCGAAACAGUUCAGGUCAAAAGAGGUAAUGCCGCUCAAAAAUAUAAAGCAAUAACAAAUUAAAAUAUCC